This is a messenger RNA of Guyanagaster necrorhizus, 2677 nucleotides long. RefSeq lists its product as uncharacterized. The transcript is spliced from 6 exons. Bases 116 to 2437 code for a protein of 773 amino acids. The record is from RefSeq and is a predicted model, not a curated record. NCBI's taxonomy places the organism in Eukaryota, Fungi, Basidiomycota, Agaricomycetes, Agaricales, Physalacriaceae. Gene Ontology annotation, molecular function: ubiquitin protein ligase activity. Gene Ontology annotation, biological process: ubiquitin-dependent protein catabolic process; protein ubiquitination.
AUCCACGUGGAUUAGAGGGCAACAGGCAUUACAACAUCAUUACCGCAGAGCCUUGUUCUUUGUUCUUGGCGUCCUUGAGGGCAAACUCUUUUCUUGGGCACCCGGUUGGUUCAAGAUGUCAACAGGAGAACCGUCGGAACACUCUCUUCCCAUUCCCAUCCACCACGACGUUGUCAGCGGGACCUACAACAUUUCCGUAAAUCUGAGCGCCAUCGGUUCCACCUUACUAUCGAUUCCCACUCGGCUGCUAGCAAAAAUACGGAAAGUGGACGAUAUGAUUGCUGAAGAUACUCCCAUUGCUGAAGCUGUUACCUGGACGUCGACUGCGGCGGCGGCAAGUAAGCCGAGUAUAUCCCUGACAGCACAGUCGUUCCCUGGCCCUUGGGCUUUCUUCACGUCGGCGUACAUGCUAGGGCUCUUCGCUAUGGCCGUUCUGAUGCAUCGCAUCCAGAACAUCGUUGUUCCCACCCGGUUUCCCAACGCCUCUCAGCUUAACUCUCAGAGGCGACGACGUGUAUCGCUAAGGCGAAGGCUUUACAACGCCCUCCUACCCAUGGAUGUUUCUCGAACAAGUACACGUCUCGCGCUCCAUAUGCCGUCCUUGUAUUAUAUGUGCAAGAUGUUAUUAAUGUGGACUCUCCUUCUCCUCAAAAGUGCCGACCUUUGUCCCGAAUACGAGUCUGGAACGAUGCAUGACCUACUCCGGUGGAGUGAACAAAGGGAGAUGAACCAGAUUGCCUGGUCCACGUUUUGUGCUGUGUGCGCUGCAUUCUGUGUAGAGGGAUUCGUCAAGGGCCUCGACGGAGUAGGGGUGGGCAUUGGGGCGCAUAUGCAAGCGAACAGUUCCCCCUUCAAUCUGGUCGGCUAUGCGUUUCUUCUUCAUAUCUAUUCUUCACCGAUCACGCACGUCAACAAACCAGAAGGUCUGCCUUCAAGACCGGACAAGCAUGUCGUAUUCACCAUUGCGAUUCCUCUCCUCCAGCUCACGGUCUUCCACAUCCUUUCGAUCCGAAAGCAAUGGUCGACCCACCGCCUCAUUCCUACCGCCCUUACCUCUAUCUUGUCAUUGAUCCAUUUCCAUAUCACAUUACUGAUGCAUUCCUACUCAUCUCUUCCCCUCCAUUCGUCGGAUAAAGAUAUCCCCUCUUCAUACUCCAGCCCAAAUGGCACCGCCAACUAUCCCCUGCUCAACUAUAUACCCAAUUUAUUCGAGACUAUGCUUCUGAUCACGAUAGUCCUCACGAUAUCCCUCAAUUGUCUUACGCAGCUCGUUCUCACUGGGAGCAUUACCCGACCAUUAUUAGGUCUUGGUCUUGCUGGACGCAGCACUAGUGCGUGGUCAUGGUCACCCAACUGGGACGAAGACUUUGGCGUGCUCAUCUUGCGCGUUGGUACUGCGAGUCUGGAAGCCACCGGAAUGCGUGGCUGGGGAAAUGAAAUGGGGACAGUCGUAGCUCCGAAACGAACCGUUCCUGUCCAUGCUGAAAUCGAGUACGGGACUGUGGCGAUGAGCAGAUCCGGCGCGAUAACCGUGAUCCCUGGAUCAGUUGCAGUUCCACCAUCAGGAAGGAAUAGAAACAAGAGACGCACCAUGUGGGGGUGGAAAAAUGAGAUUAGAAUGGUGCACGUUCGAGAGGAGGAGGCCCCCUCAGGAGGAAGCGUGGGUAUCCCUGGCAUAAUUGGUGUGAGCCGGCUGUGGUUGAGGGAAGCGUGGAGAUACGUGAAAGGUGUUUGUAGUGUGGGCGGGACCGCUUUCAAAAUGUUUUGGGAUAUUAUUAGAGGAAGGAAGGUGAGGAAUGUUUGGAUGGCGCCACCACCUAGCCGCCUCGAAAUCAUGAAUGACCGCGGCGUACACGAUCUUGUGGAAGACCUAGGGGGUGGCGAUGAUCUGUAUGAUAGGUUUGUGAAAGGUGACGAACUUAGUGAUGACGAUGACGAUGACGAAUGGGAUAACGAAGAUGCUGCUUCAGCGUCUUCAGAUGAAGAAGAUGAGGACGAGGAAGACGAGGAGAAAGAUCGAGAGGCCCUUGCGCUGUAUGCCGAUUUACGUGCGAAGGAGUCGACGCCGGGGGUUUCGUCGACGACGCUCUUGGCACACAUGACACACACUGGCGGCUCUCCCCUGACGCGACGACGAUAUGGUGCAUUGCUGGACGGAGAAAAGUCUGCUCAUUACGGAAGCGUAGUCGACGCUGAUCUCAGUCCGGGCUCCUCUAGCACUGCAAAGAGCGACGAUUUAUUAUCCUAUGAUGACCCUAGACAAAACUGCGUCAUUUGUACGACAGAAGUACGCGAGAUCAUCUGCUGGCCUUGCAGGUGUCUUUCGAUGUGCGAUAACUGCCGAGAGAGUCUGGCGUCGCGUUCCUCUUCCUCUAAACAUCGCUGUCCUUGUUGUCGACGAAACGUGGAAGGUUAUUCAAGAAUUUUCAUCCCUUAGCUCGCAUUCAAUUGUAUUAUUUUUACAACGGUCUCUAUCUACCUCGGAAUGUGUAUUGAUUUUCAUACUUCAGCGGCGUAAUAGACUGCCGGCGCUGGUAAUAUAUUUCUUCUGGUAAUAAUUCCUUUUUUUCUUCCCCGUUGUCUUUGAACGUCCUCCAGAAACCUUUUACACCCUUACUUUGCCAAACGCGGACCGGGUCGCUAUCUCGGGCACGUGCGCUCGCAAUUGCUCGUUACC